CGCAUCCUGGACGAUGAAGUCGAAGCCAUGGCACUAGCCAUGUCCUCGAUCCGGUCGCGUCGUAAUGCUCUCUCCUUCCCGUGUCGACUGCCAUCCGAAGUCCUGGCCCGCUGCUUCUGGUUCCUCGUCGCUGCUCAUCCACCGGGUCCUCGGUCGUCGCUCGGAUGGAUACGCAUAUUGCAUGUCUCUACGCAUUUCCGUCACGUCGCGCUUGCGGAACCGACACUCUGGACGAAAGUUUCAUUCGUUCUUGGUCUUAAAUGGGCUGAGCGGAUGGCCUCUCUUGCAAAAGCGGUACCACUAUCCAUUAAAUAC
Molecule: messenger RNA, 315 nt
Organism: Stereum hirsutum FP-91666 SS1
Lineage: Eukaryota; Fungi; Basidiomycota; Agaricomycetes; Russulales; Stereaceae
Exons: 1
Source: RefSeq, a predicted model, not a curated record